Messenger RNA from Planococcus citri (citrus mealybug), 6915 nucleotides. RefSeq names its product speckle-type POZ protein-like. Gene Ontology annotation, cellular component: cytoplasm. Gene Ontology annotation, molecular function: ubiquitin protein ligase binding. Gene Ontology annotation, biological process: proteasome-mediated ubiquitin-dependent protein catabolic process; regulation of proteolysis. The record is from RefSeq and is a predicted model, not a curated record. The coding region runs from base 238 to 1329 and encodes 363 amino acids. The transcript is spliced from 5 exons. Lineage: Eukaryota; Metazoa; Arthropoda; Insecta; Hemiptera; Pseudococcidae.
GUGAUGGCGGCAUUGCGCGUCGGGUUGGGUUUCUACGCGUAUAGCUCUUGAAGUUCAGUUUUAAUUUCGAUUUUCUGAAAGUUGUCGUGCUGUACUUAUUGACAAUUCAGUGUUGUGUAAUUGAAAAAUUCAGUUUUUCGAUCAAAUUCCUGCGUGAUUCUUAUUCGAAGCGAUACAAAAUAAAUAAGAGUAAAAGUUUUUCGAAACGUCUCCGUAAAUUUAGCUAGCGAAGUAGACAUGUCGAGCGAUAGUCUUGAGACAAAAUGUGAAAGAAAAAAAAUCGCUAAAAACUGCUGUAACACGAAGUUACAUUUGACGGAAUGCAGUUUCUCGUGGACAAUCGAUCGUUAUUCGAGUCUCGUCCUAAGAAGAAACAAAACACUCAAAUCAUCGCAGUUUACAGCCGUCGGUGAUAAUUUAAAAUGGAAUUUGGAACACUAUGUUUAUGACGAUCCUUACGAUAAUAAUCAGUAUGUUGCUUUGUUCGACUUACGAGUACAUCUUGAUGGCUACGAAAAUGUUGAAAAGUACGGAACUAUUACUGGAAGUGCUCAAAUCUCUUUUAUGAAGCCUGAUGGUCAUAAAUUGGAAACCCGAAAUUCUGAUAUUGACAUUACCCCUACGAAAGGUCCACAGAGUAUUUUCAGUUUCCAGAUUAGUGUAGUGGAGGUGAAGGAAUGGACGUUUCAAGAUGAAUUGACGAUCUUUUGCAGCGUUAGCUACUGGAAAGAAAAUGACAUUGUCACUACUUCAUCAGAACAGAGUCCAAAUCGAUUCGAAAUUUCGGAAUCCAGCCUCGCGCAAGAUUUUGAACGAUGUUACCUGGACGACUACUUCAGUGACGUGACAGUUUCGGUCAAAGGUAAAAAAUACCCAGUUCAUAAAAUCAUUCUGGCUAUUCGCAGUUCGGUUUUCAACACCAUGUUCAGAAACAAAAUGCAAGAAAGCCGGAAUAACCACAUUGUAAUCACAGAUAUCGAGCAAGAGCCCUUCGAAGAAAUGUUGCACUACAUUUAUACGGGAAAAGUGACUAAUAUUGAAGAAUCGGCCUUCGAAUUGUUACCCGCCGCGGAUAAAUACGAUCUGAUUGAACUGAAGGCUAUGUGUGAAGUAGUGUUGUGUUGGAAAUUAUCAACUGAUAAUGCUGCGAGGAUUUUAAUAUUGGCAGAUAUGCAUCGAGCUGAUGAAUUGAAAACGUUCGCUCUUCAAUUUAUCAAAGAAAAUUAUGCCAGUUGCGAAGAUUUUAAGAAUUCUGAAAUUUGGACCGUGUUGACUACGUCUCACCUUCAACUGAUGAAAGAUAUGCUGGCUGUUUUUUGUGAAAAAUAAUGGUUACUUGUAAAAUUGUCGUUUUGGAGACUUUAAAUUAAAAUGAAGGGCAGGUAGAUAUCUGAAAUUUGCCUCUUCCUGUUCUGUUCUAUUCUGUUUUGUUUCAAACUUUUGAUUUUUAAAAUAAAGAAAAAAAAGAUUAGGUAAGUACUUUCGAAUAAAGUGAACCGCGAUGAAAAAAUGUAGGAAAAUUUUAACCAAGUUCGGUGGAGUCCUUCAAUUUGAGUUGAAAGUUACUUUUUAUUUAAAAUCUUUGCUGCGAAGAUAACCCUGAAGAGGAGAAAGAUAUGAGUUCUCAAAAAAUAUAGACAUGUUUGAAAAAAUCGUGGGGUUUUUGCUCUAUAACUUCUACCUAACCUGCAAAAAUAACCCAGUUCCAAAAGAUACCAACGUAGUAUUGGAGAUUCUUACAAGGGAACCUCUUAAGGUGUCACACUCAGAUUUAAACGGGACCGCGAUUUUUGGAAAGAGCAUAGUCUAAAACCCCCAAAAACCAAAUUUUCAGCUGCCCAAGUUCAUUUUUCGAUUUUUGGCAAAUUUUUGGAAAUUCAAAAUUGACUGUUUUUGGCGAUUCAUGCUGUUUUUUUAAAGAGUACGUACUUGAUCAAUAAAAAUGGUCAAAGUAAGUCCCAAAACUAAUAUUAAUUACCCAAAUCCAAAUUUUACUAUUUCCAGCCAUUCUGGAGCCUCCAGCGCGAUUUUUCAAUUUCUCCAGAAUUUUGAAUUUACUCCAGAAGGCGAGAAUAUGCAGUUGGGCAGCUAAAAAUCGAGUUGUAUAUUACACUCGACCUGUUUAACGAGUUUAUCCACAUUUGAGCCGAUAUUGAGAGUGACACCUCAAGAGUGGUAGUCCGGCAUAUAACAAUAGGAGUAAUUGCACCCCCCCCCCCCGCCGAUCCUCCGGGACCACAUCUUUCUUAACGGGGAUAUCCUAAGGAACAUUUAAUGCAAAGUUGCCAAAAAAAAAGUUGGCCUUACUUACAAAAUGGCGGCCAUUUUGAUUGACAGGUCAGCCGAAAUCGCAGAUUUUGCGUUUUAACAUAGGACUUGCACAAACUUUUUCAAACUUUACAAAGGUAGAUCGAAAGAUCAUGCAAAAAAUUAUCACCUGUCCAAAUUUCAAGUGCUAAUGUGCGUUUUUCGAUUUUUGGUGAAUUUUUGAAAAUCGAAUUUUGGCCAAAAAUGAGGGAAAAAAUCAAAAUCUUACCAAAUUGACCAAGAAAGCUGAAAUUUGGGAUAUACCCUAUUUUCGACAUGCCAAAUCGACUGGAAACGGUUUCAACCCGUUUUGAGCAGUUCUGGAGCCUCCAGCAGAUUUUUAAAACUCGAAAUUCUCACAAAAUUCCAUCAAAUUGGAGUUGUAAAGCUAAAAUUCAUUCUAAAAACUAAUUUCAAUACGCUACGAAGUACUGCAGGAGAAUUUCAAGUCGUUUUGGAGGCUCCAGCGACUUUUUGAAAAUUCCUGAAACCUCCAUCAGAUUUUUGAAUCUUUUAAAUUUUCACAAAAUUUCAUCAAAUGGAGAUGGAAAGCUGAAAUUUACUCUACACUCCAAUUUUAACACCCUCGGAAGACGACUUUAGGUGGGUUCAAAUACAUAAUUUUAGGGCCACCGGCGACUUUUUUUGAAAAUUACUGGAGCCUCUAGCAGAUAUUUGGAACUUUAAAUUUUCACAAAAUUUCAUCAAAUUGAGAUGGAAACCUGAAAUUUACACCAUACUUCAAUUUUAACACCGUCCGAAGACGAUUUCAGGUGAGUUCAAGUCAUUUUAGGGCCUCCAGCAACUUUUUUGAAAAUUACUGGAGCCUCCAGUAGAUUUUUUAAACUUGAAAUUUCCCCAACAUUAAUUUAUCAAAUGGAGUUUGCAAGCUGAAAUUUACUUCGCAGACUACAUGGUGGUUUCAAAUGGUUUUGAAGCUUCCAGCUACUUUUAGAAAAUUUCAAUUUUCCAAAAAAACGUCAUACAACUUUUCAAAAAGUUGCUGGAGGCUCCAAAAAGACUUGAAAUUCACCAGCAGUCAACUUCGUAGCGUAUUGAAAUUAGUGUGCAGAAUGAAUUUCGACUCUCCAUCUUGGUUUGAUAACAUUUUGGGGAAAUUUCAAGUUUCAGAAAUCUACUGGAGGCUCCAGUAAUUUUCAAAAAAGUCGUUGAAGGCUCUAAAAUGACUUGAAAUCCACCAGAAGUCGUUUUCAGAAGGUGUUAAAAUUGGAGAGUAGAGUAAAUGUCAGCUUUCCAUCUCUAUUUGAUAAAAUUUUGUGAAUAUUUGAAGUUUCAAAAAUCUGUCGGAGGCUUCAGGAAUUUUCAAAAAGUCGCUGGAGGCUCCAAAACAACUUGAAAUUCACCUGCAGUACUUCGUAGCGUAUUGAAAUUAGUUUUUAGAAUAAAUUUUAGCCUUACAACUCCAAUUUGAUGGAAUUUUGUGGGAAUUUCAAGUUUCAAAAAUCUGCUGGAGGCUCCACAGAACUGCUCAAAACGGGUUAAAGCCAUUUCCAAUCGAUUUGUUAUGUCGAAAAUUGGGUAUGUUGCAAAUUUCAGCUUUCUUGGUCAAUUUGGUAAAAUUUUGAUUUUUUUCCUCAUUUUUGGCCUAAAUUCGAUUUUCAAAAAUUCACCAAAAAUCGAAAAACGCACUUUAGCAGUUGAAAUUUGGACAGGUGAUAAAUUUUUGCAUGAUCUUUCGAUAUACCUUUGUAAAGUUUGAAAAAGUUUGUGCAAGUCCUAUGUUAAAACGCAAAAUCUGCGAUUUCGGCUGACCUGUCAAUCAAAAUGGCCGCCAUUUUGUAAGUAAGGCCAACUUUUUUUUUGGCAACUUUGCAUUAAAAUGUUCCUUAGGAUGUCCCCUUUAAGAAAAAUGUUGCCUCGGAGGAUCGGCGGGGGGGGGGGGUGCAAUUACUCCUAUUGUCAUAUGCUGGACAUUUAAAAAAUCAAAAGUUUCCCGUUUGUGAGGAAGUUUUUGAAAUUUUUGCUAAUCGCUGUAUUUUGUCCAUAACUAACCCCCAAAAUCCAAAUUUUACAAUUUCCCGCCAUUCUGGAGCCUCCAGCGCGAUUUGUCAAUUUCUCCAGGAUUUUGAAUUUACUCCAGAAGGCGAGAAUAUGCAGUUGGCCAGCUAAAAAUCGAGUUGUGUAUUAAACUGGACCUGUUUAACGAGUUUAUCCACAUUUGAGCCGAUUUUGAGAGUGACACCUCAAGAGUGGUUUUUUGAGGUGUCACUCAUCUCGCUCCAAAACGACUGGAAAUGGUAGAAUUUGCGCUCCGGGGGUUAGUCGUUGAAGAAAUGCAGUGAUUCGCACAAAAUUCAAGAAUUUCCUCACAAACGGGUAUCUUUUGAUUUUUUGGAUUUUUUAAUUUUGAAAAAAGCUGGUCAAAAAGCCACUUUUGAGGUGUCGCUCUCAAAAUCGGCUCAAAUGUGGAUAAACUCGUUAAACAGGCUGAGUGUAAUAUACAACUCGAUUUCUAGCUGUCCAACUUCCUAUUUACGCCUUCUGGAGCAAAUUCAAAAUCCUGGAGAAAUUGAAAAUUGCGCUGGAGGCUCCAGAAUGGCUGGAAAUGGUAAAAUUUGGAUUUGGGUAAUUAAUAUUAGUUUUGGGACUUAUAGUUUGGCCAUUUUUACUGAUUAAGUUCGUACUUUAAAAAAAAAGCACGAAUCGCCAAAAACAGUCAAUUUUGAAUUUUCAAAAAUUCGCCAAAAAUCGAAAAAUGAACUUGGGCAGCUGAAAAUUUGGUUUUGGAGGUUUUAGACUAUGCUCUUUCCAAAAAUCGCGGUCCCGUUCAAAUUGGAGUGUGACACACCUCAAGAGGUUCCCUGUCAGUGUGAAAGUCAACAUGUGGACUUAUGAGUAAUCAAUUCACCAGACCAAGUUAGGCUUUCAUUUUUAUUCUGUAAGUGGAAGUAUUUAUCUUAUCAGUUAUCACAUGUUUAUAAUGUACAUAUAAAAGGUAUUUUUAGUUUUACGCUGUAUCUUAUUCGUUUUGUACCUACUAAUUAUCUAGGUACGUAGAAAUUAAAUACGUAUGUAUGUACUUUCGUUUGGUGUAUUCUUUAUUUUAUCUGCUUUCAUUAAUUUUCGAAUGACUGGGCUUUAAAAAAAUAAUAAUAAAUAGGGUUAUCAUCGUCAUACUAAUACUUUAUCUUCACGCUAAUUUUGUUGUGAUAUCAAAAUUUGUAGAUUAGUAAACCUCGAGAAUUCUUGAUUGAUUACUCAUCGACUCAGAAUUCAGAUUGUGAUCUGUGGGCUGUGUUCAUUCAUCGUAACUAGUGAAUUUUAAUUUCGUGAGAGUUGUGUUGAUUCGACGAUCGUUUAGUUUAAUGUGUUUUUAACGCAUUAUUUGAUCAAAAUAAUUCUUGUUUGAAAAAAAUAAAACGUAAAUUUUUGGAGAAUUUCAAUGUCGUUAAAUUCUUGGAGAAUUCCAAUGCCGUUCAAGUUCUUCGGGUUUCGACAUGGCAAAGGAAAGAUUGGAAAGAGUCACUGCGAUACUGAAAUCGAAUCGAAAAAUAAGUGCACUUUUUCGUGGACAAUCGAGCAAUAUUCGCGUCUCAUUGAGCGAGGCGAACAAGAAUUUAAAUCUUCUACAUUCUCGGUUGUUGGAGAUCGCUUAAAAUGGCGUUUAGGCCAUAAAUACUGUCGGUCUUGUUCCGAGUGUAGCGAAUGUGUUUCAUACUGCUUAUACCCCGAAUUCAAAACCGAUUUCAAAAAGUACGGCCACGUAUCGGGAAAUGUAGAAAUAUCUGUGAUGACUCACGACCGAGGGGAAGUAAUAAUUUCGAGAAAGAUUCCUUUAAGUCUUGAUUAUGCUGCGGGGCGAACAACUUGCGCAUUAAUUUCCGUAUCUGUCGAUGAAAUGAAGACGUACACGUUUCUGGACAAAUUGACUAUUAUUUGCAAACUGACGUAUGUAAAAAAUAACGAUAUGGUUAACAUUUCUCUUCACCCAUCGUCAGAAUCUCGUUUGUUAAUCGACCUCGAACAAUUGUUCAACGAUGACCGCUUCAAAGACGUGACGUUUUCAGUUAAAGGUAAAAAGUACACCGGUCAUAAAACAAUUCUAUCUGCUCGUAGUUCGGUUUUUAAUACCAUGCUGAGAAGCGAAAUGCGAGAAAGCAAGGAAAAUGAAAUUGUAAUCACGGAUAUAGAACCGAGAAUUUUUGAUAAAAUGUUGCAAUACAUUUAUACAGGCAAGGUGAAGAAUUUGCCAGAAUCGGUCUACGAAUUAUUACCAGUCGCCGAUAAAUACGACCUAGAAGAGCUAAAAGUCAUGUGUGAAGAUGUUUUGCUCAAAAAAUUAUCUGCAGACAACGCGGCCGCGAUUUUAAAAUUGGCGGAUAUGCAUAAUGCCGAAAUGUUGAAGGCGCGUACUCUUCGAUUCAUGAAGUCGAAUAAAAAUACCGAAGUUGGGAAUAAUUUUCGUGGUUCAGAUGCUCUGAAUUUUUUGGGACAUGUGGUGGGAUUUUUUUGUGAGAUAAUAGCUUUUGGUAUGUCACAUUGAUAUUGCUAUGGUAUUUCAUUAAUUUUUGAAGCUUUUUAGACCAAUUUUACGUUUUUUGUUCUCAUUUUUGAAAAUGGUUGCAAUAAAUUUCGUAUAAUGCUAUG